GCGCAAUGAUGAAACACCUCAUCCCGCGGUUCCUUGAAAAGAGCCUUACGGAUCUAUUGCUCUUCGUUAAAAGAAUCGUUAAGACAUUUGGAAUAAGAUUUAGAGCACAGCGGAUUGAUUGUCCGAAACGAUGGAAAUAAUCGAAGAAACCCUGAAGCGAACGGGCUACCUGUUUUAUAUCAUGGACCCCCGCAAACAUAAUUACGAAAAAAUUGAUGAUGUUAGAGAUUAUUAUAAGGAUGUUGUGCCGCUCUUUAUGAUAACUACCCUUCUCGAACAAGUCAUUCGCUUUUGCCAAAAGAAGCCUGUUUUCAGAGUCAACGAUACAAUGUCUAAUGUUUUUAAUGGGUUUCUUAUGGACCUCUCCAAAAUUCCAUUCAAGGGAGCUGAAGUAAUCGUAUAUGCAUGGAUUUACAAAAAUUAUAGAUUAAUAGACCUACCAUGGGAAUCUCCGUGGACUUGGGUAUUUUGUUGGUUUGCCACGGACUUCGGUUAUUACUGGAUGCAUCGCAUGAUUCAUCAGAUUAAUAUUCUGUGGGCCAUACAUGAAACGCAUCACACACCUGAGGACAUGAUGUUUACUUCGCCCAUGAGAAACCACAUCUUCUUACUUCCCAUUCACUGGAUUACGUACAUGCCGAUGGCAUUUGCGAUUCCUCCAACAACCUACCUCGUUCAUUACCAAAUUAGUAUUAUUUACCAGUACUGGCUCCACUCUGAAAUCGUCGAUAAAUUGCCCGCACCCUUAGAGUAUGUACUUAGUACUCCUAGUCACCACAGAGCGCAUCAUGGUCGUAAUAGACGUUAUAUAGACAAAAACUUCGGAGGUUUUCUUAUAAUAUGGGACCGCAUAUUUGGAACGUUUGAGGCUGAAGAUCCCGAAGAAAAACCACUCUAUGGUUGUACAACCCAGAUGAAAUCAUUCAAUCCUUUGAUAAUUCAGACCAGACAUUUCAUACAUAUAUGGAAAAAAUUCAAUGAGUACGAGAAAUGGACUGAUAAGCUGUCUGUGAUAUUCAAAGGCCCAGGAUGGUCACCGGGUAAACCAUGGGUCGGAAACAUUGAAGACAUUCCUCACCCUGCGCCUCAUUUCGACAAGUAUGAUCCCCAAAUGCCGUUGUUGUAUAAAUUAUACACAAUGCUCCACUUCGUAUUCAUCCUCACAACCUACAUGAUGAUGGCUCUCAAUAUGUCGAUAAUAUCGAAAGUGGCAAUAAGUGCAAUAGCAACCUUCAUAUGUAUUGGCUGCAUUUCGUUAGGAUUCAUGCUUGAUAACAGCCAAUAUGGACCACCACUUGAAUUUGGGAGAUGCAUUCUUUAUUUCUUGUUUGACAGAAUAGUGUUCCCGGAAAUCAAGAAAUUCGGAAUAGCUGUCAUACUAGUAGUAUACGCAAACAGAAUAUUCAUGACAGCUUCUAUCUCUAUGUGGAUCAGUUUAUAUUUAGCUGAAAAUUUGAGAAGAAUCUACAAGGAAAAACAAUUAUGAAAACUGAACUGAAGCAUUCAGCUUUAUUUCUAAAUGAUAGUUGAAAGUUCUGAAAGACCAAAGUGGUACACAAAUGCGUAUGAUAUCUAUAAAUCAUUAAAAUAAUGGUUGGAAACAUACUUUUGUGCAUAAAAUAUAAAAUUCAAUCGGCGA
Molecule: messenger RNA, 1639 nt
Organism: Parasteatoda tepidariorum (common house spider)
Lineage: Eukaryota; Metazoa; Arthropoda; Arachnida; Araneae; Theridiidae
Source: RefSeq, a predicted model, not a curated record